AUGGGGCCAUGGACUAGCACGAUGGUCAUUGUUCAGAAGGCAGAAGUGUCUGGCUUCUCACAGAGUCACUAUAAACGUGUGUAUAUCAAAGAUUUUGAAAUAUCUGGAUACUAUGAUUCUAAAUCAGAUCUGUCUGUAUUUUCCUGUUCAAUAACUUGUAGUGAGUCUUCACAGUGUCGUUCAUUUAGUUAUAGAUCUAGCAAGGAUAAUGAUAACAAUGAUAACAAUGAUAAUGUGAAGGAUAAUGCUGAGGAUAAUGACAAUAUAAAUUGUUAUUUGUAUUCUACUGUUGCUAUAUUAACUUCGACGGCCAUUCCUAAAACUGGAUUUGAAUAUUAUUGGAAGUUAUCAGAAUCCUGUCCUGCAUCCUACCACAAGAAUUCCCAGAUCAAACUGUGUUUUAAAAUGUUUCCAACUGAUCCUGAGAAAAAGACAGUACUAGAAGCUGAGAAGAGAUGUGAACAAGAUGGCGGACAUUUAAUCAUCAUUGAUACAGAGGAGAGACAGACAUUUCUAGCUGUAUUUCUCAAACAAGCCACAAUUGAUAGAAGUGGUUUAUGUCUACUGUCUUAUAAACAGUUUCUAUAUAUAUUAAUUUAUAACUUUAUAACUGUGAUAUUUGGUAAUAUAGUUGAUAGAAGUGAUAAGACUGUUAAACGAAGUUUGGUAGGUGGUAUAGAAUUAGUAGCUGAUACAGAAGACUGGAAGUGGUUUAAUGGUGCCAAGCUUUUUGUCGAGUUGAAGGGACGACUUGUUGACUAA
Molecule: messenger RNA, 762 nt
Organism: Lottia gigantea (owl limpet)
Lineage: Eukaryota; Metazoa; Mollusca; Gastropoda; Lottiidae
Exons: 6
Coding region: 1-762 (253 amino acids)
Source: RefSeq, a predicted model, not a curated record